Meleagris gallopavo (turkey) is the source of this 1588-nucleotide messenger RNA. Lineage: Eukaryota; Metazoa; Chordata; Aves; Galliformes; Phasianidae. The record is from RefSeq and is a predicted model, not a curated record.
AUGGUGAUGAGCGAUGUCCCCCAGGGGGCUGUCUUGGGACCGGUGCCCUUCAACAUCUUCAUCAAUUACAAGCCCGAGUGCACUCUCCGGAGGUUUGCCGAUGGCAACAAGCUGAGUGGUGUAGUUGACGUGUUAGAAGGAAGGGAUGCCAUCCACAGGGACCUCAACAAACUCAAAAGAAAUAGUUUUUGUAAGUACAAAGUACAAAUACUGGUAGUACAAACCCUGAGGAGUACUUUUCUUUCGGUGUUCUUGCAGGUGAACGACCUCUGCUGGCACGUCCGCUGUCUCUCGUGCAGUGUUUGCAGAACGUCUCUCGGAAGGCACACCAGCUGCUACAUCAAAGAUAAAGAUAUCUUCUGCAAACUUGAUUAUUUCAGGCGGUACGGCACCCGCUGCUCCCGCUGUGGGAGGCACAUUCAUUCUACAGACUGGGUCCGAAGGGCUAAGGGAAAUGUGUACCACUUGGCGUGCUUUGCCUGCUUCUCCUGCAAAAGACAGCUUUCUACUGGAGAGGAGUUUGCUUUGGUUGAAGAAAAAGUCCUUUGUAGAGUACAUUAUGACUGCAUGUUGGACAAUCUGAAAAGAGAAGUUGAAAACGGUAAUGGGGUUAGUGUGGAAGGAGCGCUGCUGACAGAACAAGAUGUUAAUCAUCCAAAGCCAGCAAAAAGAGCUCGGACCAGCUUCACAGCAGAUCAACUCCAGGUUAUGCAAGCACAGUUUGCUCAGGACAACAAUCCAGACGCACAAACGCUUCAGAAACUGGCAGAAAGAACAGGCCUGAGCAGGCGUGUUAUACAGGUGUGGUUUCAGAAUUGCAGAGCACGUCAUAAGAAACACGUCAGUCCUAACCAUUCAUCUACUGCUCCAGUCACAGCAGUUCAGCCCUCCAGGCUGUCUCCACCCAUGUUAGAAGAAAUGGCAUAUUCAGCAUACGUACCCCAGGAUGGGACUAUGCUAACUGCCCUGCACAGUUAUAUGGAUGCUCAUUCACCUACAGCUCUUGGACUCCAGCCUUUGCUACCCCACUCAAUGACACAACUGCCAAUAAGUCAUACCUAAUUUCUUUCUGUCAGGGAUAUAAGCUACUAAGGAUGUAAGCUUAAGUCACUUACUGUGUAUGAAAGUUAUCAUUGGAAAGAUAUUGAUGUUAAUUUUUUAGUUAACAUCUAAAACAUUUUCAAGAACCUUUUUGCUGCCCAGGUAUGUAAGUAUACAUUUAGCCUGCAAGACACUUUUAUGGAUUCUGCAUAAUUACAUAUUACAUUGUUUACAAGCCUUAUUAAACAUCUUUUUGUAUUGUCUGGAAGUAGAUCACUCUAGUUAUGUAUUUGUUAAUUUAUUUGUCAUCAGAAGAGCACUUUGCCUAAAAGAAAGGACUGACAGUUGUGCAAAAUGUUUACAAUUCUUUGUGAGUUUGUAGCUUAUCAUUAGUUUGUAUUAGUAAGUUAUUGCUAAAAGUAUUACUUGUAUUUGAGUUGUAUACAGCCUAUAUGUUAAAGCUUAUUUCUGUGAAUUUGCAAAAAUAAAUUUUGGUUGCAAAUAUUUUCAAAACAAACUAAAUAAAGUUUCUGCUGUAGCAUGCUAA